Molecule: messenger RNA, 408 nt
Organism: Mesocestoides corti
Lineage: Eukaryota; Metazoa; Platyhelminthes; Cestoda; Cyclophyllidea; Mesocestoididae
Source: the annotation of a GenBank genome assembly
AUAACCGCCAACGGGACAAUAUUUGCAGUUGGUCCACUCGACCGAGAGAUGACGUCUUCCUACUUGCUAACGGUUGUGGUGCGCGAUUCCCCGUCCCCACGAUCCUCCGACAACGUGCUCAACUCAACCGCCAAAGUUCACAUCACCGUCACCGACAUAAAAAUAUCCUCUCUGGAGCCCGUGGGACAUCGGAUCGCAAAAUUCCAGGCCAAAGACUCCGACAUUGGCCUAAACGGGGUCGUUCGGUACACCCUGGAAGGCGACGCAACCGCCGACGGGGUGGGAAGACUGUUCCAUCUGUCGGAGGACAGUGGCGAUUUGUUCACUGCGGCGAAGCUCCCCACCGCGACAGAGGCAAGUUUGCAUUCAACGCAGAUGUUCUCCCAUUUCCUUGCUCCACGCACUUAG